Stereum hirsutum FP-91666 SS1 is the source of this 549-nucleotide messenger RNA. RefSeq lists its product as uncharacterized. Lineage: Eukaryota; Fungi; Basidiomycota; Agaricomycetes; Russulales; Stereaceae. The record is from RefSeq and is a predicted model, not a curated record. Bases 1 to 549 code for a protein of 182 amino acids. The transcript is spliced from 2 exons.
AUGUCUGAAUCUGAAUCCAAGUCUGCAGCUGACAACAGCAGAUCACCCUCACCAGAAUUCGAAUUUGACUUUCGACGCGACCAAGAGGCCUUCCAAGUGUACUGCGCGGAACGCGAACCAACGCCCCAGCUGGACCCCGCCUUUGUCGUAGACCACAAUUUAGCUCGUAAUCCACAUUGGCGCGGCCCAAUCGUCUUACGUUUCGGUUUCGGCAUCGAUUCUGAACGUCUCGUCGAUUAUGCUCUGAAACACAACCUCACCACCUUAGACAAACAGUUCUCAGGCCCCGUAGAGCGUCAAGGCCGCAUGCGCGCAAGAGCCAUGUUCGACGCGCAGAAGCACCUGAAGAAAAAGAGUCGUGCUGCGCGGCUCCAUUUGCGAUAUCCCGUACACCCAAAACACGACAUCAUGAUUGCACUCUACGACAACUACUCAAAAGAGCACGAAGAAAUGUCGGAAGAGCAUGAGCGGAUCGUGCUUGAUUACUGGAGGAAGGCGUUGGGACUUCCGGAGGACGAGAUGCCGCUGUGGUAUUUUGAGCAGGAUUAG